AAAUCUGAGUAUGAAAAAUUCCCGUUCGGUCUAACUUUGCGCCCUGAAGUCGAACUUUCGGUUAUUGUUCCCGCUUUUAAUGAGUCACAAAGACUUCCCAAGAUGAUGGAGGAGGCUCUUGCCUAUUUAACAUCACGUAUGGUGGCUCAACCGAAAUUCUCCUUUGAAAUCAUUGUUGUUGAUGAUGGGAGCAUCGAUGAUACCUACCAGGUUGCAUUAUCGUACUCUGAGAAGUAUACCGUCAAUGUCGUACGUGUAUUGAGGCUUGCGCGAAAUCGGGGGAAGGGUGCUGCAGUGCGCACUGGUAUGCUUUCCGCUCGGGGCAAGUUUCUGCUGUUUGCUGAUGCAGAUGGUGCUACGCGCUUUCGGGACAUUGAAAAACUCGAAAAGCAAAUGGCAUUUAUGAUAGCAUCAAAAUGGGAUGGGCGAAUGGCAGUUAUCUGUGGUUCUCGGGCUCACUUACAAUCAGAGGCAACUGCUAAAAGAAGUCCGCUGCGUAAUCUUCUAAUGUAUGGUUUUCAUUUUGCGGUGUGGCUGUUAUGCGUUCGUGGCGUUAGAGACACCCAAUGCGGUUUCAAACUAUUUAGCCGUCGAGUAGCUCGUCUUCUUUUUAUGAACCAACACGUCGAACGUUGGGCGUUCGAUGUGGACCUUCUCUACCUUGCCCGACAUCUCUCUGUUGAAAUAUGUGAGGUCCCGGUCAAUUGGCAUGAAGUCGACGGUUCAAAAAUCGUUCCAGUAUUCUCAUGGAUGCAAAUGGCUAGGGAUUUACUUCUCAUACGCUUACGCUACGGUCUCGGAGCGUGGAAAAUUGAACAGUCGCACCACCUCGAGUGA
This is a messenger RNA of Hydatigera taeniaeformis, 837 nucleotides long. Lineage: Eukaryota; Metazoa; Platyhelminthes; Cestoda; Cyclophyllidea; Taeniidae. The record is from the annotation of a GenBank genome assembly.